Messenger RNA from Truncatella angustata, 1641 nucleotides. RefSeq names its product AflN/verA/monooxygenase. The transcript has 3 exons. The record is from RefSeq and is a predicted model, not a curated record. Gene Ontology annotation, molecular function: monooxygenase activity; heme binding; iron ion binding. Lineage: Eukaryota; Fungi; Ascomycota; Sordariomycetes; Amphisphaeriales; Sporocadaceae. Bases 1 to 1641 code for a protein of 546 amino acids.
AUGCAUGGUCAUGCAACCUUAUGGCUGACUGUCGGCAUCUCGGCUUUGACUUGGCUUUUCACCAAGAUCUACGCUGCUCGACGACCGGUGUGGAGGUUACAACAGGCUGGCCUGCCAAUGCCCAAGUUUGGUCUUCUCACUGGCCAUCUCCUUACACUAAAGAAGAACCUCGAACUAUUUCCUUCAAAUGCUGUCGUUCAAUAUGCCUUUUGGCAGAUGUCUAAGCAAUUUCCCAGUGGUAUCUUCUACGUCAAUAUGUGGCCAUUCAGCGGAACCCUUCUCGUCAUUACUACACCAUCGGGUGCGACUCAAGCUACGGCUUUGGACUUGAACGUUUGCCCCGAAGUCGUCAGUCCUAUAGAGGCUAUAACGGGCGGUCCAAGCCUUCUGUCCAUGUCCAUCGGACCAGAAUGGAAGAGAUGGCGGAGGGCUUUCAACCCGGGUUUCAGUCCAGGAUAUAUGAUGGGCCUGGCGCCAGCGAUUGCCGAUGAAGUAGCCGUUUUUCGUAAACUCCUGCUGAGCAGAUGCUCUUCGGGGACCUCAGAUAUUUUUCAGCUAGAAGAGCUGACAUUGAAAAUGACGUUUGAUAUCAUCGCAUCUGUCACCUUGGACGCUCGGCUACGAUACCAAACCCAAGACAACUCAUUAGCAACAGCCUUGCGCACACAGAUUGAUUGGACAUCGUUUGGGACUGAGCUGAAUCCCUUCAAGCGGUAUCUUGCUAUACGGCCAAUUAUCCAAUGGGUCAACAAUAGGCGUAUAGAUAACUACAUCUCAAAGGAAAUCGAUCAGAGGUUUGCCGAAAGACUUGAGGAACAAGCACAACAGACAAGCUUGAAACGUUCCAAAUCCGUCGUAGCCCUGCUAAUGGAGGAGCUUCUCCAAGAGGUCACUGACAAAGACUUGAGCCAAGUCAAGGAGACUGUGAAGAAGACCAUGGCACCCCAACUCAGGGCGUUCCUGUUCGCCGGGCUGGAAACCACAAGCAGCACCCUUCUCUACUGCUACUACCUGCUUUCCGCUAACCAGGGUGCUCUGGAUCGUGUUAUGGCCGAGCACAACGAAAUCUUCGGUCAUGAUGCCGACAAGGCGCACGAAGCGAUUUAUCAAGACCCUCAGCGUCUUAAUCAGCUUCCUUAUACCGUGGCUGUGAUCAAGGAAGUCCUACGAAUCUUCCCUCCCGCCGCCCCUAUGCGUCGAGGGCGAGCCGGAGCCGAAAUCGUUGAUGAAGAGGGCCGCAGGUACCCGACUGAAGGCUGUAACGUGUGGACUUCCACAAUGGCUAUUCACAACGACCCGCGAUGGUGGGAAGAUGCUGAUGACUUCAAGCCGGAGAGAUGGCUUGUCGGGGCCGAGGACCCGCUCUAUCCCGUCAAAGGCGCAUGGCUACCAUUUUAUUGGGGCCCGAAAAGCUGUAUCGGCCAGACAUUGGUCAUGCUGGAGCUGAGAAUUGCGCUGGUUAUGACGCUUAGGGAGCUGACAAUUACACCGGCAUAUGAGGAGUGGGAUUCCCUGCACGCCAAGUCGGGAAUUAGAAUAGCGAGUGGCGAUAGGGCAUACCAAGCUCAGGACGGCGGAGGGGGCACCAGCCCGCACCCAGCUGAUGGUCUCCCAGUAAAAGUGGCAUUACGCAACCUGUAA